Messenger RNA from Penicillium waksmanii, 414 nucleotides. RefSeq lists its product as uncharacterized. The transcript has 2 exons. Bases 1 to 414 code for a protein of 137 amino acids. NCBI's taxonomy places the organism in Eukaryota, Fungi, Ascomycota, Eurotiomycetes, Eurotiales, Aspergillaceae. The record is from RefSeq and is a predicted model, not a curated record.
AUGCCAGAGAAAACAGAGGAAAGUGACAACGAGCUCUUCGAGGUUCUAUCAAGUUACGAAGACCUCAAUAUUGAAGAAACGGACGACGAUUCCACUACAGAGGAAGACCUUUCGGAAACAAGUGAAGAUCGCAGGUUUGUGGUAUCAGGGAGCGAUGAUGCCACGUAUUCAGAAGAAGAGUCGCUAGGAUCCAGUCUUUCCUGCAUACACCAUACCAUGGAUGGUCACGAGACAUCGAGCACCGUCGGCAACGGCAAAAAGAUACCGAUUAGCGCCAUUGCCUCUCACUUGAUCUCCGAAGAUGGAAUUUCAGUGAUACAGUAUUUGGUGUUGUGGCAAUCGUGGGAGCGCGAGAUCCCGCAUGAGUAUGAUGUUAGCGAGGAUCUGGUUUCUUCGCCAAGGUCAUGUAUCUAG